This is a messenger RNA of Penicillium cinerascens, 1299 nucleotides long. Its product is annotated as metal-dependent hydrolase family protein. NCBI's taxonomy places the organism in Eukaryota, Fungi, Ascomycota, Eurotiomycetes, Eurotiales, Aspergillaceae. The record is from RefSeq and is a predicted model, not a curated record. The transcript has a single exon. The coding region runs from base 1 to 1299 and encodes 432 amino acids. Gene Ontology annotation, molecular function: hydrolase activity, acting on carbon-nitrogen (but not peptide) bonds.
AUGGACGUCUCUCGAAUCAUCAAGCCCUGGAAGCUCAAUUCGCACCGAAGCCUAGUUUUCGUGAACACGACCAUCAUCGACCCCGUUGAAGGAAAGCUCAUCCAAGACGCCACAGUUCGCAUCUCUAAUGGCCAAAUCACUGAAGUGAAAACCUCCGACUUGGCAACCGUGAGUGAAGAUGACUCUUCCUCCGUGAUCGACCUCAACGGGAAAUACCUGUGCCCAGGCCUAAUCGAUUGCCACGUCCACAUCGCCGUGGUCCCCGGCGAAGCCGACCUACGUGCCUACAAAGACAUGACAGAGCGGAAAUCUCUCCUGCGCCAGCCCCACGUCCUGAAGACGAUGCUCUCACGCGGCUUCACCUCGAUCCGCGACUGCGGUGGCGCAAGCCUGGCCGUGAAAGAAGCCGUUGAAGAAGGCGUCCUCCCCGGACCCCGUCUUUUCAUGGCCGGCUACGCACUCUCCCAAACUGGAGGCCAUGGCGACAUGCGCGGUCGCCACGAAGAGCAGCUAUGCUGUGGUGGGUCGAUAUCUGGUAUUAGCAGGAUCGUCGACGGGCCUGCGGAAUGCUACAAGUACGCGCGUGAGGAACUCCGCCAGGGUGCGGAUUUCAUCAAGAUCAUGGGCGGUGGCGGAGUCGCGAGUCCGACAGAUCGCAUUGAGCAUGUGCAGUUCUCUGAUGAGGAGAUUAAGGCUAUUGUAACCGUUGCGCGGAAUGCUGGUACCUAUGUUACGAGUCAUAGUUAUACGCCGCAAGCUAUUCAGCAGGCGAUCAAUCUAGGUGUGCGUGGGAUUGAGCAUGGGAAUUUGAUUGAUCUCGAGACUGCGACGAUGAUGGCUGAGAAGGGGGUGUUCCUUACGCCUACUCUGAUUGCGCAUGUCAUGUCUAAGCAGAUGAAUUUCUUGCCGGCGGAUGGCGCGGCGAAGAACGAUGAAGUUCUUGAGAAGGGGCUUAGGGCUAUGAAGAUGGCUGUUGAUGCCGGUGUGACUGUUUGCUUUGGGACGGAUCUUUUGGGACCCAUGCAUUUUGCCCAGAGUAAGGAGUUCUCUGUUCGGAGUAAGGUUCUUACUCCGAUUCAGAUUCUGCGCAGUGCUACGGUCAAUGCGGCUCGUUUGCUGAUGCAAGAGGAGAGACUGGGACAGGUGAAAGAGGGCUUCGUGGCGGAUUUGUUGGUUCUUGAUCGGAAUCCGUUGGAGGAUAUUACAGUUUUGGAUAGAGUGGAGGAGAGUAUUUUGGGUGUUAUUAAGGACGGAAGGGUUAUGACUUCUCGGUGGGAGAAGUUGAGCGUUGAGGCCUAG